UGUACUCGUAGCGGCUCAUGCAGGGAGGGAGCAGGGAUGAGUUGUCAACGUCUAUGGCAUAUGACGUCAGUCUUUCUCCCAUACUCGCCAAAAUAGUAGCUUUCAACAACUUCUUCAGCAAGCAAUGUGCGACCAGCGCUCUUUCACAGAGCCAUGGAGAAUCUCGACAAACUCACGGCCGCUGGUCUACCUAUCUUUGACCUCAAUCUAGAGUACCUUGAGCGUACUGAUUGGUCCCAAACACCACUUGGACCGCGGGACUCAUGGCCAUUAGCCCUCAGAAGUCUCGUGUUUUCAUGUAUCCUCCCCAUCCCUCACUGCACCGCCAUAUUCUGGGGGAAUGAUCUCGCAAUCAUACAUAAUCUAGCUUGGGGCAAAGUCACCCGAAACUUUGGUGGCCAAGGAGCGCGAGCGCACGAUAGCUACUCUGGAGAGGCCCUCAGUGCCCUCAAUGCUGCAGUCCGUGGCCGCACGGUCAAGGUAGCGUGCAAGUUCUUCCUCAGGGACACCCCAGAGUGUGGGGCGGACUCAGUAAUUCUGUUGAGCACAAUACUAGAUGACAAUGGCGUCCGCCAGGGAGCAUAUGCACAGAUAUUGCACUCGCCAACUGUGGAGAGAUAUCUGCCAAUGGCUGGGUUAGAUAAGAUGCAUCGUGAGCAUCCUGCGCGGCAAACGAAGCAAGAGGGCGCCCAGCAGACACAUGGGGAACCACAAGCCGAUUCCAAACAGACAAAGCUGUUUUCAUUGUUUGCAGAGCUAGUGCCAAACGGGCUGGCAAUUCUCGACAGCGGCGCCGAGGCUGUCUUCGUGAACGAUGGUUUCUUUAAGCUCACGACGAAUCGAUCUUCGAAAGAGUUCCGCGCUUGGCCAGAAAGCAUUGACCCAAGAGAUUAUGAGUGGGUCAUGGAUGCGUAUCGUAGAGCUUUUUCCUCCCGCCAAGAAUUGAGGGUCGAGUUUAGAUGUACUGGCAACUCUUCGAUUGAUGAUGAGGAGUGGAGGCUCUUCCUGCUAAAACCAUUGAAUGAGGAUCCCGAAGCCGGCUUUAUCUGCGCAGUGGUGGACAUUACGGAAAUCAAACGUGCUCAAAUUACCCAGGAGAGGACUGCUAUCGAAGCCCAAGAACGAAAAGAACAGCAGGAACGCUUCAUCGACAUGGUGUCCCACGAAAUUCGAAAUCCCCUUAGUGCCGUAUUACAUCUAGCUGAAGAGGUUAAAGAUAUAGCAAGAGAUAUUAGGGCCAAUCGUGACGAUGUCUCCGACAAAGUCGCGGAUAUUCUGGACGCUGCGGAUACGAUACUUCUCUGUGUCUCACACCAAAAUGUUCUAGUUGAUGACAUACUAUCUUUCUCGAAGCUUGACUCUAUGAUGCUCACUCUGGUGCCAAGAGAAAUUCGUCCUAAGUGGGAUUUCUCCAAGGCGCUCAAGGUGUUCCAUUCCGAAUUCAAGGCAAAGAAUAUCAAGUUUCAUUAUGCCAUGGACGUGUCCUAUGAUGGGUAUAAAGUCGACCAUGUCGUUGCCGACCUGAACAGAAUGCAGCAAGUUCUCGUAAAUUUGAUCACAAAUGCAAUAAAGUUCACGGCAAAGAAGGACGGUGAGCGGAACAUCACAGUUUCCAUGGGAGCAUCGAUAGAGCGACCAUCAUCUUACCCCCCCAAUGUUAUAUUCUUCAGCGAAGAUGAGAAUGUCUUUCGUAUAGACUCAACAAUGACAGCUGAAUGGGGAUAUGGACCGACGUUUUAUCUCAUGAUAGCUGUGAAAGACACGGGCAUUGGCAUAAGUGCCGAGGGUCAGGCGAAACUGUUCGAACGGUUUAGACAAGCUACGCCCAAGACUCAGGAGAAAUAUGGUGGAUCUGGACUAGGUCUAUUCAUAUCGCGCAAAUUAUGUCAAUUACAUGGUGGAGACAUCGGAGUGAGCUCCAAAGAGGGUGAAGGCUCUACAUUUGGUUUCUUCUUCAAGGUCCGCCGCUCCAAUGGAACAAGAGAAAGUGGAAGGCCACCAUUCGGCAGCAGGACCAGCUCGGAAGCCUCAAACAUGCCCAUGCAAUCACCAAGACCGUCUUAUAGUCGCUCAAAUUCUGUUUUGGUGGGGAUCAAGGAGAGUCCGAAUGAACGACCGAAGCUCAGGAACAUGGCAACUCUGUCAAGCCACCGUGGUAUUGACACAGAUGAAGUAGAUAAUUCUCUGAAAGACCCACCGACAGAAUAUCGGGGAGAAGCCCAUCCACAAGCAAGCGAAGCUGAGCGAUAUCGCGAGAACCAGCCUAUCGCGGAGAAUAUCAAAACGAAAGGUUCGUCAACUACAAGCGCGAUCGAGAACAAGCUUCCAGAUCUCGAGGAGGGAGAAACAAAGCGACAAGCACGGGGCGCAGAAAUCAUUGGAAGGAUUCAGAACAAUCACUCAUCCGAUAGCCACCCUGUUCUUCUCCUUGUCGAGGACAACCUCAUAAAUCAAAAAGUCUUGCGGCGUCAACUGCAAUUCCGCGGAUUCGAGGUUUUCGUUGCGAACAACGGACAGGAAGCCAUCAAUGCCGUUGAAACGAGAGGGAAGGCUGUCUCGGACAAAGAAACGGCUCACAAUUACUUUGACUGCAUACUUAUGGACCAAGAGAUGCCAAUUAAAGACGGUAAUACAGCUACCAUUGAGAUUCGAGAGCUCCAGGAAAAGGCCAAUGCGGGAAGAAGUCUGAUACUCGGAGUGUCAGCGAACGUACGGGAGGGACAGAUGAAGUCAAUGAUGGAUGCUGGGAUGGAUGCAAUCAUAAGUAAACCUUUCAAGGUGGAUGACUUGGUGGCCAAGAUCAGGAAGCUUCUACCAGCUGGAUAAGUGCCUUGGACUGGCUGAGGUAUUGCAUGGUGUUUCUGUUUGACAGAUGAGAAGGCAGACGAUGACAUGGCGAC
Lindgomyces ingoldianus is the source of this 2900-nucleotide messenger RNA. Its product is annotated as two component histidine kinase 1. The transcript is spliced from 6 exons. The coding region runs from base 154 to 2826 and encodes 890 amino acids. Lineage: Eukaryota; Fungi; Ascomycota; Dothideomycetes; Pleosporales; Lindgomycetaceae. Gene Ontology annotation, biological process: phosphorylation; phosphorelay signal transduction system. The record is from RefSeq and is a predicted model, not a curated record. Gene Ontology annotation, molecular function: phosphorelay sensor kinase activity.